CCCCCCCCCCCGCGCUCAUCCGGGUCCUUCCGUGCGGUGCAGCAGGUCGGUAGGCGGGAAAUGGCGACUGGCGGCCGCCCGGGCUGCUGAGCAGCGGCAGCGGCGACCGGAGCCCCCCGGCGGCGGCUGGGGCGGCGGCGCUGCUUGGUGCGAGCGACGCGGGAGGCCCGGCCCGGCCCUGCCGCCGGGGAGCCCGGCCCAGAAGCCUCGCCGCCUGCCCACGGCCUGCCCCGGCAGAAGGGCAGCAGCGGCAGCCGCAGCAGCAGGAGGGCCCCCCCGCGCCUCCGCCGCCGCCGCCGCCUCCUCCUCAGCGCCUCACAGUUUUACAUGUGAUACCAACAAAAAUGAGGCUGAGAACGCGGAAAGCUUCUCAGCAGUCAAAUCAAAAUCACACGCCACGUGUGUUGAGGGUAAAGAGGAAAUACUCUGAUGUGGAAGAGAGCUUGCCUGUUGGGGGAGAAAAACCACAGAAAAAUGAAACUGGCUUAUUGUCGUCAAUCAAAAAAUUCAUUAAAGGAAGCACCCCAAAAGAUGAAAGGGAACACCCUGCAAAGAGAAGUAGAAUUGAGCGUGAUAUAGAAGACAACUUGAUUACAUCCACUCCCCGAACAGGAGAAAAGCCUAACAAACAGAUCUCUCGAGUGAGGCGGAAAAGUCAAGUGAAUGGAGAGGCUGGAAACUAUGAAAUGACCAACCAGCACGUUAGGCAAAAUGGGAAGUUAGAAGAUAUUCCUACCACUGGCAGCCCCCCACGGACGACGUUACUGGGGACCAUAUUUUCUCCUGUCUUCAAUUUUUUCUCUCCAGCCAAUAAAAAUGGGACCGCCGGCUCAGACUCUCCAGGGCAAGCUGUGGAAGCGGAAGAAAUCGUGAAGCAGCUUGAUAUGGAACAGGUGGAUGACAUCAUCACCAACACUGCAGCCUCUGCCAAUGGAGCGACCUACACUAGCCAAGCUGUACAAGUCAGAUCGAUCAACAACGGCUUGGAGGAAGUCGAGGAUACGACUGACCGUGAUCUGCCACCUCUCACUGCACCAGUCUCUCCGGACAGCGGUUACUCAUCAGCUCAUGCAGAAGCGACCUAUGAAGAAGACUGGGAAGUCUUUGAUCCGUACUACUUCAUCAAACAUGUUCCACCACUAACAGAAGAACAACUUAAUCGGAAGCCUGCUCUUCCACUGAAAACGAGAAGCACACCAGAAUUUUCAUUAGUUCUAGACUUGGAUGAAACAUUAGUCCACUGUAGCCUAAAUGAACUGGAAGAUGCUGCACUCACAUUUCCAGUCCUAUUCCAAGAUGUCAUUUACCAGGUUUACGUGCGAUUAAGACCAUUCUUCAGAGAAUUCUUGGAACGUAUGUCUCAAAUCUAUGAGAUCAUCCUUUUUACUGCUUCCAAGAAGGUGUAUGCGGACAAGUUACUGAACAUACUAGACCCUAAAAAGCAACUGGUGAGGCACCGACUUUUCCGCGAGCAUUGUGUUUGUGUACAGGGAAACUACAUAAAGGAUUUAAAUAUCCUUGGUAGAGAUCUUUCAAAAACUAUCAUUAUUGACAAUUCACCACAAGCCUUUGCCUAUCAGCUUUCAAAUGGAAUUCCUAUAGAGAGCUGGUUCAUGGAUAAAAAUGAUAAUGAACUCCUAAAACUGAUUCCUUUUCUGGAGAAACUUGUAGAACUGAAUGAAGAUGUUCGACCUCACAUCAGAGACAGAUUUCGCUUGCACGACUUACUACCCCCUGAUUAAACUCCAAGCCUUCAUCAGACAGCUGAAGGGGAAGAAAAAGCAGGACCCUUUUUUCUUCUUUUUGGACUAAAACAAAAACAUUGCCAUUACUGUUGAAAUUUUUGCAUUUUUGUACCCUGUCUCGCUUUUCUUAUCUCUGGUGCCCAACAAUAAUCAAGGGUUACAGAAGGACUUUCUAUAUCGCCAAAUGGAACGUGUACAAUACAGUACAGUACAGUAGGUGGGCUAGAACAGAAGCGUCUUUAGAUCUAGUGCAACUCCAAUAAAUUUUUUUUAUGUACAGGGCAUCUGCCGUUUUUAAAUAAUUCUGUUUCUGCCACCAGCAGUUUGACCUAUAAAAACACAGGAUUUUAUGAAAUAACAGAGAUUGAAAAUGGACUUUUGUUUUCUCUCUGUUUGGUGCUCUCUAAGUGGGUUUGUUGCCACUUUGUGUUACUUUUAAGAUUCUCAUUUCAACAGGAAUGGCCAGUAAAUGUGGGUUGUUUUUUUUUAAUUUUCCUGUUAAGGUUUAUAACCUUUUUACAUUUUUGACCUGUAUUAGAUUUUAGAAUUUCAUUAUGCAUUCCUUUUAGUUGAGGCGGCUUCAUAGUUUUUCUGGAAUUAGCCAAAUUUUCUUAGUUUUUUAUUUUUUAUUAUACAAUUGAAUGGCCGCUUUCCUGCUUUGUCUGCCUGCAUACUGUAUAUUUGUUUAAAAAUAUUAUCUAGUUUUAUUCCAUGUAAGUUUCAUUUAGAAAUCUGCGUUUAUAUAUAUAUAUAUUUUUUGUUUCUGUAAUAUUCUACUGUAGUGGAAAUCUCUUCCAAAAAAAAAAAAAUCAAGAGACUGGCUAGAUAAGAAAUAUAAGAAUAACUAAUUCAGAAUAUUUAAACCCAUUGUGAUGGCAUGUGCUCUGGACAAAUGAUCUCUUGCGGUGGUACACACACAGCUGAUGGACAAGGAUCAAUACCUCAGAGUCUACUGUGCAUAUGAGUCCUUGAGGAGAGCUUGCUUGGUCUGAUGUGAGUCAGUGACUGCUGCCUUCAGAGUCCUCUGAGAACCAAGUAUUGUGGGGAGCAGUUCAGUAUUGGCAGCUGUCUUGCUUGCAUGGGUUGGUCCCUCUGCUAUGCAGUUCGUUACAAUCAGUUCUAAAUCUUGUGUAGCAGUGACGGCACCACCACAGUAACUAUGCAUAAUCCAGUGGUCCAGUACACUCCUUUGCCGCCAGGGCAGCUGAGAUGCUAUCAGAGUGGUUUUUUAUGCUCUAUGGAAAUGGUUUUCAAGCCUUGGUUCUCUAAUGCAGCUUGUGCAGAGGCUGAUAUUUUUUUAAUGGAGUGUAAUCUCCUUUUUAGGAGGCUUUUUAUGGAAGGGAAAAAUUUGUAAAAGUUAGUAAGCUUUGCCUCUAAACUGCAUUAACCUGCCACAGGCUCGGGCUGUUUUUGUGUAAAGGAUGUUGCAGAAUAUGGCACUUUUUCUAAAGAGAAGUUUGAUAUUUUGUAUGCUUGUUAAAGAAAGUACAGUAUUGGAAAUUAAAGGUGGACAACUGAUAAUUGAGAAGUAUGUCAAUUAAUUUUUUAUGUAUAUUACCUGUUUACUUGUACAAUUUUAUUGUACAAAUUACAUGCAGCUUCAUUUUCAAAUGAGUCCUUAAAAUAAGGAAAAUCUUUUUAGGAAAACAUUUAAUUUUUGUAUUUUUUGAUUUUAAAAGGCAUGAGUUAUGUCAACUUUUUCCAAUGUAUUAAUGAAGAUUUUAACUUUUCAUCAGGUUGAGUGUUUUCUUACUAUAUUAUCUGUUGUAUAUGUAGCUAGCACAUUGUGUCACUGAACUGUUUUAAAAGGAAAAAAAGUUAGCAUGUAGAGCAAGCCUGCUUUGUGGGAAAUUAUUAUUCAUUUAAAACAAAAUCAUGGUGGAUUUUCUGCAAAAGAGAAAAAAGGUGAAAAGCGUUUGCUAUCCAGAAUGCUGACUUCUUUGUAUGUAAAGAAAGGUAUUUUGCUUGCAGGAAAAUGCUACAGAUUCAUUUUAAUGAGAAUCUUUGAAAUGUAUUUAUCUUUAGGGAAUCUUUAUGCUGUUUGUCUUAACGUCUUUAUUGAAAUAAAAUGUACAUAAUGUUACAUUACAUUAUAUAUAUAAUAUAUAUAAUGUAAGUGUGUGUGUGUGUGCGUGCGUGUGCAUGCACGCGUGUGUGUGCGCGUGCUCAGAAAUGACCCUGUAACCACUCCCUGUUUUGCUGAUUACAGGUAUAGACUUGUUUUUUAUUUGAAAAUGCUAUGUUUGAAAGUUCCUUCAUAAAUGUUUGAGUUCUUUACAAGUAAAAGAUAGAUCUAGACAUAGCCAAGAAUUUGCCCUUGAGGCUCCUCCUGAUGAUAGCCACCGUUCUCUUCUCAGUGGUCUCCAAGAGGGGCGGGGGCAGCCCACACUCACUCCCUGGAGUCCAGGGGGCUGCAGAGGCCCCUGCCCUGCUGGGAAAUCCCUGGCAGGAGAGUAACAGAGUUGGGGGAGCCACCAUUGCAGCCCUUUAAGACCACAAAGGAGACAGGCGGCCCUCGUUAUGCGCCAAUGUGGAAACUGAGAAUAACAAAACCUUGAGUCAGUGGGAAUUUGGGUGUGUGUGUUAGCUUCAUAACCCCACCCCACACAAAAAGGCCCCCAAAAUGUGGGGGACAGAAAUAAGAGAAGAAAAGGAUAGUUGAACUUGGGCAAGUAUUUGCCAAAAGAAAAGGCUUUUUUUUUAAAAGCCACAAAAUGUAUCUCUGCUGGAAAAUGGUGGCCAAAAAUGACAUUGGAAGUCAUUUCCUGGUCAUUUCUGGCCACUCAAAACCACAGAGAGGCAAAUUUUGCUUAUUUUUCUACCUGUGGAUAAUGAAACUGGGUCUCUUUAAGACCCAAUUGUGGAUGCCCAAAACCAUGAUCCGCGAGUCUGCGGAGAACGAGAGCCACCUGUACCUGCCCUUUAGAGUGAGAUAUGGGGGCGGGGGGGGGGAGCGCCCUCUUACCUGGCCACAAUAGCUUGCUAUAUGCAUUAAGAGAUUGUUUUGCAGUUCACAGAUCAGUAAAUCCACUGUAUGACAUUUCCCUGUGACACAGAAGAAAAACUAUACAGCAUCUUCUCCGAGUACCUUUCUCAAGCAUUUGUGUGUUUUUAUCAAACCAUUACAAGGCUCUGCUGCUUUUUAGUUAAAGCUGACACGUUGCAUAUAACAAGCCUCCCUGUUCUGUGAUGUCUGGUCACUGAAAAGAGAAAAGGAAAGCGAGUGUGAGAGCUUUUACAACCUGAUUAGAAAUGUAGGGAAAUCUACAGUCCUCCCUUGGACAACUAAAUCAACCGUUGCAGGCUGCUCUGUAAAUACAUAUUAAAGUAUCAUUUUGUAAUUUG
Messenger RNA from Hemicordylus capensis (graceful crag lizard), 5090 nucleotides. It is a transcript of the gene CTDSPL2, whose product is annotated as CTD small phosphatase like 2. Lineage: Eukaryota; Metazoa; Chordata; Lepidosauria; Squamata; Cordylidae. The record is from RefSeq and is a predicted model, not a curated record. The transcript is spliced from 13 exons. The coding region runs from base 345 to 1742 and encodes 465 amino acids. Gene Ontology annotation, molecular function: phosphoprotein phosphatase activity.